Diachasmimorpha longicaudata is the source of this 1064-nucleotide messenger RNA. RefSeq lists its product as uncharacterized. NCBI's taxonomy places the organism in Eukaryota, Metazoa, Arthropoda, Insecta, Hymenoptera, Braconidae. The transcript has 3 exons. The coding region runs from base 494 to 868 and encodes 124 amino acids. The record is from RefSeq and is a predicted model, not a curated record.
GAUUGUGCGGGUGUUGGAGGACCUCAUAGAGACAGUUCCCUUCGUUGGGUCCCUGAUUCGUGGUGGUUCGCGAUUUUAUGAUUUCCCCGAGUUGUUAUUAGAGCCUCUUCCCUCUUGGGUUCCACGGGAAAUUUUUGAGUACCGUAUAGCUCUUACUCUUCCCGCGAUCCGGUCUGGCUAAUAUUUUGGGUUGGGGUUGAUCGAUCUCCUCAAUAGCCAGCGACAUUCUAGUGAGAUGACGGGCCAUCCUUUCUGGAUUCCAGGUUUUGAGGUUGGGGAUUUUGACGUAGUUCUCCCGGUAUCUUUGGUAAGUUUUUUUUUCUCUUUUUUUUUUAUGUUUAAUAUAUAUUCCCCUUUGUUGUUCAGGAGUCCUUUCCCUGGGAAACCGUGCAAGAUGUUACUGAACUCUGGCUUACCCUGACGGUGGAGGAUUACUAUCGCGUCCCUCUGUUCUCCCAUUCUGCCCCGUGUCUCCUGUUUAACCUCCUCUACGAUGCUUGUUGGGAUCGUGUGGAGAGUAUCCUCAGGAUGGGGAUUACUCGUGAGGUUCGGCGACAGGAUAAUCUGCGCCUAUGGUUGUCGGGUGAUUUUUGUCACCCCCGUCUCUUUAUUGAGGGUCCCUGCCCGGUGGCUCCCCGUAUGUAUCAAUACGGGGAUGAUCCUCUGGAAUAUCUACGAUAUUUGUCCGGGGAUCCUACUCUCGGGGAGGGGAUUGUCGACGAGUACGACUGGUUUGCCUUCUUUGAGUAUGUUCGUGGGGAUGCUUUUGAUCGUCUUCGCGGUGUCUAAGGCUGAGGGAAUCCUCUUUUCUCCUGAUGCGGCCAUCGUACCCGGUUUUACUGCGUCCAGGAUUUAUAUUUUUCUUUAAUUUUUUCUAAAAAUAUUUUAAUAUAUGUUUUUUUUAUUUUCUGAAAAUUUCAUUGUUGUUUUUUUUCUUUCCCCAUCCAGCUCGUCUCCAGUUCGGUUUCCGGAGUCAACUGCUGCCAAAUUAGAUGAUGCCUCUUCUUCAAUUAUGGUGAGUUAUUAUUUUAUUUUAUAUCCCCUUUUUUAUUCAGAAUUUUUCG